AAACCCUAUCUCUUACAGCCACCGCCGCUUCAAUUCUAUUUCUCCCUCGCUAUCUCUCUCCCAAAUCUCUCUCAAUUCUCGCUCGAUUCUUCAUCUAAACUCCAAAUUGUUGUCAUAUUCUUUCAAUUCGCUUCGUUUCCUAUCGAUCGGUACCUCCAAUUGCGCGUUUCGUUGAGCCAAUCGAGUUCUAGAUCUAGGGUUUCAGAUCUCGCGUUUCUUCAUCAGAUCUGUCCUUCUUUUUCAUAGAUCGGUGAUUUCGUGUUCUUGAUAAUCUAAUUCUCGUUCCCGAUUGUUCAAUUUCUUUCGUGUAUAUACAUACAUAGAUCUGUGUCUAUAUAUUGAUCUAGGGUUUUCGUUAAUUGUGUUCGUUGAAUUAGCCCGUGUUUUUCGCGAUCGAGAGCGAGAAAUUCGCGAAUUGUAUCUGCAAUUGAAUUGGGGAUCUUGGAUACCAAAUUACACUUUUGCCCUUUUGUUAAAAUUUUAUUACUUCAUUACAACAUCUUCGUUUGACUUUGACCAUCACUUUUACUGCACACGGUGAAUAUGGUUCAGAAGAGGCCUCUGGUGGGUGAUGAUUCCUGUUUUGUUUCAGCGAAGCACCCGAAAUUCGAAGAUAGUAACACCCAGUUAGUCUCGGUUCUGGAAUUUCCCUCCAAGGAGUUGGGAUGGAAACCUUAUACUUCAGGUAAAGGUUAUGAUCGUGCUACGAAUCAUUCACUUGAAAGUGAUGGUGAUUUAGAUACUGAUACUUGCAACAUCACUGAUUUUCCUAAAGAGUGUACUGAAUAUAGUUCUGGUGGGAAUUCAAACUCUUCUUGGGCUAGCAGUUGCACUAGUGAAGAAGAUUUGAGAUUGGAGGUACCAUUUUAUACAUCAGUUCCUUUAGAGAACAAUGACCUUGAUUAUCCAUCAAGGAGCCUGGCUCGUUCUCGGGAUUCAUAUGCAUGUCUUUUAGAGCUCCCUCCUCAAAAAUUGGUCCCCAUUGGACCAGAUUAUCAAGCUGAAGUUCCUGAGUGGUGCCCAUUUGGUGCUAAAGAAUCAUCUGUCUGCUCUUAUCCUGCUGAAACAAUAAUUGCAGGUCCAGAAACUUCUAGGAUGAAACCUAGUGAUAGUUUUGAUUCUGAAGUUGAUAUUAAGUUUGGUGGGAUUUGUGUCACUCCAAUGCCUGAUAUGGAAUUGAUUACAUUUGAUGACUAUAAAAUUGGAUAUGGUAGAAAAGGAUGUAGUUGUGUGGAUCCUGGCACAAUCACAUGUGUAAGACAUCACGUGUUCCAAGCUAGAGAAGACCUAAGGAGACUGGUUGGGCAGGAGUGUUUCACCGGGCUGGGGCUGCAUGAAAUGGGCGAAGUAGUUGCUGAAAAAUGGAGUGAAGAAGAGGAGCAAAUCUUUGAAGAGGUGAUAAUAUCUAAUCCCUCAUCAGCGGGUAAGAACUUUUGGGACUGUCUUUCAGCAGUUUUCCCUUCUCGUACGACAAUGGAGAUUGUUAGCUAUUAUUUCAAUGUCUUUAUGCUGCGGAAAAGGGCCAAGCAGAACAGGUCAAAGUCAAUGAACAUUGACAGUGAUGAUGAUGAAUGGCAAGAAAGUGAGGACGAAUAUGUGGAUUCUGAGGAUGAUACAGAAUCCGAAGGGGAAGAGGAUUCUGUAAUUGAAUAUCCAGCAUGCCAAGGCUUUACUGGUGGCAAUUGGACCCAAGCCAGUUCACAUGAUGAUGGUACCGGAGUUGUGAAAAAUGCAUCUAAUCAGUACAGUACAGAGUUCAGUGACCUAGAUGGAAUAUCCAGUCUGUCAGAAAUAUGGCGACACAACUAUUACGGGAGCGAUCCUAUAUUUUCCCCUUCACGGAGCACCCUUUUGGAUGUAUGGGGCGAUCAUAAUUUUGAUUAUCACUCACCAUCUGCCACAGGUGCUGAACUCCAGGCAAAUAAGAUAAAGGCUGGGCAUAGCAAAAGUUUUGCUGCUAAUUUUAACCAAGUGAGUGCUAAAGGCGGCAAUGACUUGUUCUUGGAACCAUGUGAUGAUGAAGUGUGGGAUUUUGAAUAUUCAGCUUGCCAUAAUGAUGUCGAGUUCUUUUCUACCAGCAAUGUAAUGGAGGUCUUUGGAGUCGAAGACUCGAGCAACAAGGCCAGAGAUGAUAAGCUGCAGUGAUUUGUCCUGAUGACACAGCAUAGCCAAGCCUAGGAAGUGAAUCCAUUCUUUUCUUCAUAUGUACAUAUAUGUAUAGUUAGUUCUCUUAUGGGAAGAGAAAAGCUCUUUCUUUUACCCUAUCUGAGUUUUCAUCUUAACCAGGGUGCAGCAUGUUAAUCGAAAAACAAAAAAUAUGUUUAGUUUGUAGGCAUCAGGAAUUCAGGUAGCCAUAUUGAUAAUCUUGUAGAUAGCUGACAAUCCUAUUUGAUAUUUGUCAACUGUGAUCUUGAUGUAUAAUAAUACCAUAGCUUAAUAUAAAUAGAAUUUGAUAUGAAAA
This is a messenger RNA of Daucus carota subsp. sativus, 2461 nucleotides long. RefSeq lists its product as uncharacterized. The transcript has 3 exons. NCBI's taxonomy places the organism in Eukaryota, Viridiplantae, Streptophyta, Magnoliopsida, Apiales, Apiaceae. Bases 544 to 2145 code for a protein of 533 amino acids. The record is from RefSeq and is a predicted model, not a curated record.